GGGUGAGACGGGCAACGCCCUGGGUGGCAGGUACUAGGUAUGUAAUUUUCCCUGCCUUUGCUCCUAGUUUUUGAUCAUAUUAAAAGCGUAGGGGCAUUAGCGUAGUUGUUAAGAAGAUUAAGAACUCCCCCCUACGCCGGUAGCUACGCGGAAAAUAUGCAGGCAGGUGCUUCACGGAACUCGCUCGCGAUACAAAAAAAAAGGGUAACCGAUUGCCUUUAGUUGAACGGCAAGAUGGUGGAGAUGUAGUACAAUUCGUGUCUAAAAGGAGUGCAGUUCUUCUUUUGUCUAAGAUCUGAGGCCAACUGGGGAGCAACUUUAUAUAUAAUUUUAUUGUCUAAGAUCUACGACCAGCUUUCAAUUGGAUCAGUUGAGAUCGGAGUGGUGGUGAUCUCAAAUUUGCAGCCACUUGCUCACUUCAAGUCUUUUCACCGCAGAUUGGGUUCACGUAAGCAAGCUUGUAAUCGCGCGUAUGAAAUUGGCACCCAUCCACCACAAUAAACGCUGACAACUUGAUCUAUGACGCAGGUGUGGGCUUUUCUUUUUUAGGUAUAGUGUUAAAGUUGUACGUUGUCCUUAAUUAUUUCCGGAUUCGUAGUCUCGCUCCUGAGAGACCUUCGGCAGAAUACUUCUUGGAAGAGGGGAACCCUCCGCACUAGUGCCGGCAGGUCCGGGCCAGGGGGCCGCCCUCCCCAGAUCGGGGGGGGUUUCUCCCUCUCUCUCUCUCUCACUUCUUGGAAGGGGGUCUCUGUUCUUUUUUCAAGGGUUACGAUAGACAGUGCGCAUUAGUUACAAGUGGUUCAUCGGUACUACAAAAGCAAGUCUUUUCUACUUCGAUGAGAAUAUAUAUGAAAUCUAAAUGGGAAUUCAAAAUGACGGUUGGUUGAUUUGCGGUUCUUCGUCCGCAAUCGUCUUGCCCGGUGUUGCGACGAAUGUUUCUGACCGCGACAACCCGGUGUGGAAAAUUAUCGUAAAAAAAUCAUUUAAGUCUCAGAAAAUAGCUUGAGAAUUUUACCCGGUUUGCUUUCCCGCGAUCAUUUCCUCCCAUCACGUAAUUUGAGCAAAUCUUUGAUGCGGCUUCGAUUGUCAUAGUCAAUCGUAAUAUGGUGUUAAAAAUGAAAUGCACUCCUCACAACUCGUGUAGCGUUUUCUACCAGCCCUAUCAGUAUUAAUAAAUGACCUUUUAUCAAGAAAGCCAUGGCACUCCUCUGACUGACUCACAGACGAGGAUUUUCACUAGUCCCUGUUAUCACUCUCCCUCGGACAUAAACUCGAGAUCAACACUGUAGGAAUGAGGAAGAUUUUGUCAUUGAUGAUGUAAAAGCACUAUUACCUCUAGGUACCUUUGGCAUUUUCUUUCCAAAACUUAUUUGGUGACUCGAAUAUUAGCUCGCUCGGAUGCUCAACCAGCGGGGCAGCAUAAGUUGGUUGGAUAUACUGAAUCACUGAACAAGUGAUACAGGUUCACCCUGUGGAAGGUGGAUAGACUCCUAUUCUAUCCUAUAUUUUUUACACGUUGUGCGAAAAAAAAGUAGCGAUUAUACUAAGAAUUGCGUCUUCGCGUUUAACCAACAAGUACCUUCACACGAAUAAAACUACAAGUGAUGCUGAACUACAGCAGCACCAUGGACGGCCUUGCGCCUCGCUCGACGAGGCAACAGACAGCGGAAGUAAGUGCGAGCAGCCAUCAAGUAGAAGCUAGUUCGGGUAAUGUCAGUCUUCACGAUUUUUACUCCGGAAGACGAGAAGAUCAACAAUUGGUGGUGGUCUUCUUCUUCAACAACUCUACAGCAUGAACAGAACAGUAGAUUACAGCAUUCAUGGCACAUCCAUGAGUUUCAGAACUUCUCAGGAUUAGCAACAGCACACUAGUGAAGAACAACAGGUUAUGAAGAUGAACUACGACAAGCAUAUGACCGACAUGUUGCACACCUACAUGGAUGAACUGGCUGUACGCCAUGAUCAACAAGUUGUACAGGAGGAACAGCUGCAGCAAGCUGAAAAACACGAUCAUGAAGAAUGCUGGGCUGAAGCUGUUGCAGCCGCCAACGCCGCAGCCGCAGAAGCAACCGCGCACGCAUACCACAUGCAGGCACAAUACAUAGAACUGCUGACUAGAAGAGCAGCGGUCUCCUCGCAACAAGCAGGGAUGCCAACAUCCUCAAACUCAAAGUUGUCAAGUAUUCAGUCAUCAAAAACAAGCACAACGUCGCAAGUUAUUUCUUCAUCCCACUUGUACGAUGUUGAGGACGAACAAGGGCAACAGAAGCAGAUGCUAUCUUUACACCAACCAGCACUCCCCGCAUCGAAAGAUCUUACCUCUUCGAACUGUGGGAACUUUAACUUAACCUUUCAUCGAGAUGUGCGACAUGAUGUUGAUCCAAGAACAGAAGUCAGAUCAGAAAUUAGAACGAAAGCAAAAACUGAAGUAGACUCGAACCAGACCGAUUAUCAAGCAGUCAACAUGGAGAAUUGUGGUGGUCGUGGUGAAGAACUGGCACCACAACACCAUGAAGAAGGGCUCUCUGAAUUCCUAUCGUAUCAUAGCAGCCCGAUUCUACACCAUACUGGUCAACUGGCACUUGUCGCCCAUGAUACCCUUUCAGCGACGCAUGAGCAGCAUGAUUACCAUGAGAUGAACCGUCGGCGCAACUACAUGUCUCACGACCAGCGCCAUCAUCUGUUUUUGUCGAUGAAAAACGAGAACCAGCAAAAGGAUCAACUUGAUGCACGGAUGAGUGGAGCAGGCCCAGUGCACAAAGGUCGUGGUGCCACGAGUAUUGUCCGGAGCCGCGACGAUCCAACUGGUGGAGGAGUUCAAGGACUAACUAAAGACGGUGCUUCACAUACUGGAGGAAAAGAAGUUAUAUUAUAACAUUGACAAAAGUAUUAAGGGUACUGUUGGAGGUUUUUCUAGUCCUGUCACUUAUAAUGAUGAGAAGGGUGCUCGUGGGGGCGCAACUACUAGCUGCCCUUUAAGGCCUCUUCUAAGGCAGGUGCGCCAGCAAAGAAUCAGCUGCUAAAAAAAUCAUUAUCGCACGCGACAAAGAACUCCAAAGGUGGAUCGUCCCACAAGGAGGAAAAAACCAAGGGCCCAGGUGGUGGCGGACAAAAGGAAGAGGAGAAAGAAUAUCCUCGAGCGGUGGCUGAGAGAAUAUUUGACUUACUCCAAAUUAUGUACCUUUAUAGUCGUCAUCUCAUUUGGGGCCUUACUUGCUAG
Amoebophrya sp. A25 is the source of this 3220-nucleotide messenger RNA. The record is from the annotation of a GenBank genome assembly. NCBI's taxonomy places the organism in Eukaryota, Dinophyceae, Syndiniales, Amoebophryaceae.